Spinacia oleracea (spinach) is the source of this 685-nucleotide messenger RNA. RefSeq lists its product as uncharacterized. The transcript has a single exon. The coding region runs from base 111 to 614 and encodes 167 amino acids. The record is from RefSeq and is a predicted model, not a curated record. NCBI's taxonomy places the organism in Eukaryota, Viridiplantae, Streptophyta, Magnoliopsida, Caryophyllales, Amaranthaceae.
UUGAAAGCUUAAAAUCAUAUGCAUUUUAUUAGAUAAGGUUUUUACAUCAAACCACAGCUUGUGGUUUCUCUCUCUUCCCUUUUUUCUCUUGUUGUGCUAACUUUGGUGCUAUGUUGUUGUUGUUAUCUCCAUCAUUUUCCACCCUCACCAGCCCACUAAAAGCCCGCAAUGGGCUAUUCACAAGCAAUCCACCACCACGUUCAAAAGCAAUCAAGGUGGUAGCCAUGGCAAAAAACACCAGCAACGACACCGAAGACGGCGGCGGGAUAGCCGAGAAACUAGCCAUAGUUGGUGGCUUAAUCUCAACUCCGGUGAUCGGAUGGUCCCUCUAUACCUUGAAGGUUACGGGCUGUGGGCUUCCUCCUGGGCCCGGUGGGUCACUAGGGGCAUUAGAGGGGGUUAGCUACUUGGUUGUGUUGGGAAUAAUAGGGUGGUCUUUGUACACAAAGACAAAGACGGGUUCGGGUCUACCCAACGGGCCUUUCGGGUUGUUGGGUGCUGUUGAAGGUUUGUCAUACUUGUGUUUGCUUGCUAUUAUUGUAGUAUUUGGAUUACAGUUUGUGGAAAAUGGUUCUAUCCCUGGACCUUUACCAGGAGACCAGUGUUUUGGCUAACUUCAUGUGUGUAAUGAUCAAUUUAAUGUCUAAGUUAAUAAUUUAUAGAAAAUUUAUAUUUUUCUUGUCUA